Eimeria necatrix is the source of this 561-nucleotide messenger RNA. RefSeq names its product thioredoxin domain-containing protein, putative. Gene Ontology annotation, molecular function: transcription cis-regulatory region binding. Gene Ontology annotation, biological process: regulation of transcription by RNA polymerase II. The coding region runs from base 1 to 561 and encodes 186 amino acids. NCBI's taxonomy places the organism in Eukaryota, Apicomplexa, Conoidasida, Eucoccidiorida, Eimeriidae. The transcript has 4 exons. The record is from RefSeq and is a predicted model, not a curated record. Gene Ontology annotation, cellular component: nucleus.
AUGGUUUUAAAUCAAAAUAAUUACGACGCCCUAGUUCUCCUCUACGCCAACUGGUGCGGCCACUGCCGGCGAUUUCAAGAAAAGUUUUAUCAACUGGCGAAAAGAUUUGAAGGCAUUUCGUCAAUUGCCUUUUUCAAAAUAGAUGUUUCCAGAAACGACGUGCCUGUUCCGGGUCUCCGCGUGGAGCGCGUUCCGCACGUGAUAUUUGUGGUGCGUUCCCCAAACCCUAAUUUAGGGUUUAGUUCCUCUGCUGCUGCUGACGAGGCGUCUCGCGACGCUGCGGAGGCAGCAGCAGCAGCAGCCAGCAGCAGCAGCAGCAGCAGCAGCAGCAGCAGCAGCAGCAGCAGCUGGAGCGUGGGGCUGGGCCGCAGCAGCAAAAAGAUCUUCACUUUUUCGCAUGCAGCAAAAGACACUUUAAAGGAGGAGGAAGUGAAGAACAAUAAAAAGCAGCAGCAGCAGCAGCAGCAGCAGCAGCAGCAGCAGCAGCAGCAGCUGCAGCAGCAGCAGCAGCAGCAGCAGCAACAGCUCUUUAACAUGUUGCGAGAGCUCACUAUUGCGUAA